Messenger RNA from Capsella rubella, 1378 nucleotides. RefSeq names its product LAG1 longevity assurance homolog 2. The record is from RefSeq and is a predicted model, not a curated record. Gene Ontology annotation, biological process: ceramide biosynthetic process. Gene Ontology annotation, molecular function: sphingosine N-acyltransferase activity. The transcript is spliced from 6 exons. Lineage: Eukaryota; Viridiplantae; Streptophyta; Magnoliopsida; Brassicales; Brassicaceae. Gene Ontology annotation, cellular component: endoplasmic reticulum; membrane. The coding region runs from base 282 to 1115 and encodes 277 amino acids.
UCGAAUCUCUCUGCCAUUAAAACUCUCUCAAUGCCUCCGUCUUUAUAGGCUCAUCUGUCAUCUCCUCUCCAUUUUUUUUUAAUGAUCCAUUCCUCUUCAUUCUCGCUCCUUUCGGUGGUUCUUCUUCCUUCUUCUUCUGCAACACUACUUCUUGGUCCUGUUUCCAGCUGGGAAGGUCGACAUAACACAACUCUCUUUCUAUCUUCUGUUUGUUUUCUUUAAUGCUCUCUCCGUGAAAACCGAGGUUUAUUUUUCUCCGGCAUAGUUUGUGUCGCCGGAACAUGGUUGAAUCUGUAUCGUCAAGCGAUAAUGAUGUCGGAAGUCUUAAACCUUCGCAUUUCCAAACAGCUGUCUGUUUUGCCUUUGGAUUCUUUCUCUCGAGGCUGUUCCUCGAUAAAUUCGUCUUUCAUAGGAUAGCUGUUUGGCUUUUGAGUACAGGUUCUUCUCCACUAAAACUAAACGAUGCUACUCGUGGGAAAAUUAUCAAAUGCAAAGAGUCCUUGUGGAAACUGUUGUACUAUGCUAGUUGUGAGUUACUUGUUCUCGAAUUCGUUUAUCCAGAGCCGUGGUUUGGAGAUCUUAAACUCUACUUUGACGGAUGGCCUAAUCAAGAGCUCAAGUCUUGUUUAGAGCUUUUCUAUAUGUGCCAGUGCGGGUUCUAUGUUUAUAGUGUUGCUGCGUUGCUUGCGUGGGAGACCAGAAGAAAGGACUUUGCGGUUAUGAUGUCUCAUCACAUAAUUACCAUCAUCCUCAUUGCCUCCUCAUACUUAGUGGGCGACGUGUUUAUGGAAUCUGCAAAGAUUUUCAAGUAUUCGGGAAAAGAACUUGGAGCAAGUGUUUGUUUUGGAUUAUUUGCUAUCUCUUGGUUUUUGCUGCGGUUGGUAUACUUCCCAUUUUGGAUCAUCAGGGCUACGAGCUUGGAACUACUGGGAUAUUUGGAUAUGGCAUCAGUUAAAGGCUCAUUGAUGUACUAUGCAUUCAAUACAUUGUUGCUAAUGCUAUUAGUUUUCCACAUAUAUUGGUGGUAUCUCAUUUGUGCAAUGAUCAUAAGACAGCUUGAAAACAGAGGAAAAGUGGGAGAAGACAUAAGAUCAGAUUCAGAGGACGAUGAUUAGGAUUUGCUAGAACCUGGAGGCCAUGGUGAAAAAUUGGUUUCCACAUAUCUCAAAAUGACACUUUGUAGCAAUGCACUCAUUAGCCUGGAGUAGAGAGAAGUAAGAGAUUUUUUUUUUGUUUUUUUUUGCAAAUUUGGACAGUGAAAUAGGAAAACUGUAUCUUGUAUUUUAGUUUUGUAAACGAGAAUUCAACCCCUUUGUGUACGGGGUCAUAACUAAAUUUAGUUGACAGUGUUAACUCAAAAGAAGAUGGUCUGAUUGGA